This is a messenger RNA of Pectinophora gossypiella (pink bollworm), 3507 nucleotides long. RefSeq names its product actin-related protein 2 (gene Arp2). Gene Ontology annotation, cellular component: Arp2/3 protein complex; actin cortical patch. The record is from RefSeq and is a predicted model, not a curated record. The transcript is spliced from 13 exons. Lineage: Eukaryota; Metazoa; Arthropoda; Insecta; Lepidoptera; Gelechiidae. Gene Ontology annotation, molecular function: actin filament binding. Gene Ontology annotation, biological process: Arp2/3 complex-mediated actin nucleation. The coding region runs from base 118 to 1323 and encodes 401 amino acids.
UUGUCAUUUGCUGGCAGGAAUAAAAAAAAAGAAACUUCCGAUACUGUAUUUUACUAUUUAGUGUAUUAAUUGUUAAAUUAUAUUAUUUUAAGCUUUAAAUAGUGUUAAAUUAAGAUCAUGGACGACCAAGGGAGGAAAGUUAUCGUUUGCGACAACGGCACUGGCUUUGUAAAGUGUGGAUACGCGGGGAGCAAUUUUCCCGCGUUCAUCUUCCCGUCGAUGGUGGGCCGGCCGAUCAUCAAAGCGGAGAAUAAGAUCGGUGAUAUCGAUGUCAAGUUCCAGAAUUUAUGUAUUGGAGACCUGAUGGUGGGAGACGAGGCGUCACAGCUGCGUUCCAUGCUCGAAGUCAGCUACCCCAUGGAGAACGGGGUGGUCCGCAACUGGGAAGACAUGUGUCACGUGUGGGACUACACGUUCGGACCGAGCAAGAUGAACGUGGAUCCCCACGACACCAAGAUCCUGCUCACUGAGCCGCCCAUGAACCCCACCAAGAAUCGGGAGAAGAUGAUUGAGGUGAUGUUUGAGAAGUAUGGCUUCGACAGUGCGUACAUAGCCAUACAGGCAGUGCUUACUCUAUACGCUCAGGGGCUCAUCUCUGGAGUUGUUGUUGACUCAGGUGAUGGUGUGACGCAUAUCUGUCCGGUGUAUGAAGAGUUCGCUUUACCCCACUUGACCAGACGUCUGGACAUCGCUGGCCGAGACAUCACCAGGUACCUCAUUAAGUUACUCCUGCUCCGUGGCUACGCGUUCAACCACUCGGCGGACUUCGAGACAGUCCGUAUGAUGAAGGAGAAGCUCUGCUACAUCGGAUACAACAUCGAGCAGGAACAGAGAUUAGCUUGGGAGACUACUGUACUUGUCGAGCCUUAUGUCUUGCCAGACGGUCGCAUAAUCAAGGUUGGCGGGGAGAGGUUCGAAGCCCCGGAGGCGCUGUUCCAGCCGCACCUCAUCAAUGUGGAGGGCCAGGGCCUAGCCGAGCUGGUUUUCAACACUAUACAGGCGGCCGAUAUAGACAUGCGCAACGAGUUGUACAAGCACAUCGUGCUGUCCGGGGGCUCCACCAUGUACCCGGGGCUGCCCUCGCGACUCGAGCGCGAGAUCAAACAGCUCUACCUCGAGAGGGUGCUGCGGAACGACUGCGACAAACUUGCCAAAUUCAAGAUCCGCAUCGAGGACCCUCCCCGGCGCAAGGACAUGGUGUUCAUCGGUGGCGCCGUGCUCGCCGAGGUGUGCAAGAACCGGGACAACUUCUGGCUGUCCCGCCAGGAGUACCAGGAGCAGGGUCUUGCCUGCCUUAGGAAGUUGGGACCCCGAGCAAGUUAAUGACAAUAACUAUGAAAAAUUACUUAAUUAUCAUAAGUAAUUGUAAAAAUGUAUUAUUCCAAUUUAAUUUAAUGUAAUAAAUAUCCAAUUAAAAUUACGGUAACUGUCAGCGCAUCAAAUUAAUCGCAUAAGCUCAUGACUAUGUCCCAAUCGGGGUAGUCAGAGGUACGUCCAUCGCAAGAUGAACUAAGUACCCACACCUCACCGAGCUUUCUGUUAGACCAACGUGAUAAGUGGUGAGCCGUAUUUUUUUUAUAUUUAAAUAAAUAUAAUGGAAUGCAAAGAUAAAAUUAAAAUAAACUAUACUCUAAAAAAAAUGCCCUGUACCUUCAAAAGCAUCUUAGGACAACCGAAAUACUUAAAAGAAUAAACUAUCUAAGUCAAAUGAAAAUAAAAACAUUAGAAAAACAUGAAUAUAUAGCGUUGAAUACUUCCCACCUUCAACGAUCGGGAAUGGUACAGAGCCUGUUCUACCACGCUGCUCCACUACGGAGUGGUGGAGAAGAGGAUAAAAACUGAGUAUUUCUCCCAUCAGGGGGUUAAAAUGCCCACAUCGAAGCAAUUCAUCUAAGGGUGGUAUUAAUAAACGAAUCUUAGCUGAGACUGCCCUCAAGACCAUGCUCAAGUCUCUGUUUUUAUAUCAGAACUGUCACAUUGACAUGAUCUUGAGGGCAGUCUCGAAGCUGAGAUUAGUUUAUUAGUACCACCCUAAGAAGAGUUGAGAUAAUAGUUAAGAAAAGUUGUUUGCACUGCGCACUUACUAUUAUGUCAAAUAGCAAUAUUGCUUUCUUAGAUGAAUUGCUUCGAUGUGGCCAUUUUAACCCCCCAAGUGUCGCUACUGUUGAGUGAUCUUAAAUUUUGACAGUUCCUCGUACUAUUUGAGUAAACAAAUAUUGUUUUGGUUAUAUUUUUACAUUACAACCCUUUGCGCAGCGUUUACCUGCAAAAACAGAGUGUUGUAUUUAUACAUUGUUUUAAGUUUGCGCAGUUAUUAAGUUGUCGAGUAUGUGGAAUCCAGUAGUAGGUGUUGUAAAAAGCUUGAAACGGCCUAAUGUGGUGAAAAAACGUGAGGACACAGUGAGUGCGGUUUGUCGUAGUGAGUUUCGUGCGAGUUCAGAUGGUUCCGAACAUUCCGGUAUCAAAAACAUAAACAAGCGGCAGAGAAAGAGGGUAGACAGAUAUGUCUGCCCGUAGAAAAUUAUGGAUCUACCUACUCCACUCCAAUCUCAUCAGUCAUCCCGUGAUCAUGGCACUUGCAACAGUGUCGAAAUAUCGGGAGUCUCAUAUCCCCAUUUAAACGCGGUAAGAACCCGUUAUUAUGUGUUGUAUUUAUUCUUAAAGUUCGGAAAGCAAACUUGGAAACUUGUUUUCAAUCAACAAUGCCUUCUUCCAACUGAUGGCUGCUUUUCUUUUUCGUAACUCAUCCUACAGACAGUGUAUCCCUUCACGUUGCUCCCCAUUUUAUAGCCAUUUACCACGAAUUUUAGCUGGACAGUGGUGCUAAUUCCUGCAGACGUCAUCUAAUUUUAUUUUAAGUUACACCUGUCAUUUUCUUAUCCUUUGAAAAAGAAAGGGACGGAUAAUCGACAGGCAUAAAAUUUAUGGAAUACACGUCAAUUUUAAGCAGAAAUCUAAAACAACCGUCUCAAAAUUUUACAUCGGCCAAAAAGCCGACAGAAUUAAGUAGACAGCACAUCAAAUGGAUUCCAUACCAGCGAGAUGCCUAUUUUAUUCGCACGGGUUAUUCAUUCAUUUUAAAAUUAACUUGUUGACAAUCAUCCGUUCGUUUCCUUUUCGGCGGAUAAGAAAAUGACGGGACAGCAGCUAGCAGGAAUCGGGGUCAGUAUGUAAACUGACAAAAUUUAGGAACACUCAACAGUGCUGUCGCCUACAUUUAAGCUUCUAGUUUUUAUAACACAAGUCAUUUUCAUCAAUGUUUUAGCCAUUCCAUCGCAGCAGUUAUACAGAAAGUCCACCUAUUUGUACUAUAAUUUAUUUACCCACAAAUGCUAAAUAUGACAAAACAUAAUUUUCCAAGAACUAUUGAUUUAUAAGACUAAUUAUUUUGCAUUUUUAUAGUUAGAAAUUUAUACUCCAAUUCACAAAUUGUAAUUUAUGUGAAGUUUGUGAAUUUAUCGGACAGUCUUAUUAGAUAAAUAUUGAAAUAAAUAAAAUAAAAAAAUA